Peromyscus leucopus (white-footed mouse) is the source of this 6265-nucleotide messenger RNA. RefSeq names its product eukaryotic translation initiation factor 4E family member 3 (gene Eif4e3). Gene Ontology annotation, biological process: translational initiation. The record is from RefSeq and is a predicted model, not a curated record. The transcript has 8 exons. Bases 59 to 877 code for a protein of 272 amino acids. Gene Ontology annotation, cellular component: eukaryotic translation initiation factor 4F complex. Lineage: Eukaryota; Metazoa; Chordata; Mammalia; Rodentia; Cricetidae. Gene Ontology annotation, molecular function: translation initiation factor activity; RNA 7-methylguanosine cap binding.
GCCGGGAGACUACUAAGGCUCUCGGGUCCGUGCGUCCGCGGCCUGGCCGGCGGAGAACAUGGCGCUGCCCCCGGCCGCCGCGCCCCCCGGGGCUGGCGAACCUCUGGGCCUGCCGCUGUCGGCGCUGCGGCCCGAGCCCAGCGGCGUCCCGCUGCACUCGCCCUGGACCUUCUGGCUGGACAGGUCACUUCCUGGUGCCACGGCUGCUGAGUGUGCCUCGAAUCUGAAGAAACUCUACACUGUGGGAACAGUACAGAUAUUCUGGAGUGUGUACAAUAACAUCCCUCCUGUGCCCAGCCUGCCUUUGAGAUGUAGUUACCACUUAAUGAGAGGAGAGAGGCGACCACUUUGGGAGGAGGAGAGUAAUGCAAAGGGCGGCGUGUGGAAGAUGAAAGUCCCCAAGGACGGCACGUCCACAGUUUGGAAAGAGCUGUUGUUAGCGACCAUUGGGGAGCAGUUCUCGGACUGUGUGGCAGCAGAUGACGAAGUCAUAGGGGUCAGUGUGAGUGUUCGGGACCGAGAGGAUGUCAUCCAGGUCUGGAAUGUCAACGCCUCAUUAGUGGGUGAAGCUUCUGUGCUCGAGAAGAUCCAUGAGCUCCUGCCCCACAUAUCUUUUAAAGCAGUGUUUUAUAAACACCCAGAAAGUUUGCCCCAAGAGGACGGCGCACGGCGGGCGAACGAACGGGAGAGGGGCAGCACGGGAGAGGGGCAGCGGCGGCGCGGAGAAGCGUGGAGCUGCCGGCGCCUCCUCCCUGGACUCGGUGGUGUCCCAGGAGCUUCUGCUGACAAUCCCAGUUUCCGAGGGAACCCUUUCGGCCAUGGUGAGGGCUGCGCUCCCUUCUCUGACUUGCCUUCAGCCAUGAACGGAUGGGUGUGAUGCCUGCUAGCCGAAAGGGUGAGUGAAAGUUGGUGACUAUUCAUUUGAAACGUCACAAGACCAUAAAGAAAAAAAAAUGUCAAUGAAGACGAUGAACCAAGAAGGCAGUGAACACAUCUGUGAGAGCAGGGACACACCAUGGUGUUCAUCUCAUUGUUAAACCUUUCAGGAUGAUUCUUACAGGAAUCUGAGGAAGGACAUGAGGGAACUUUUCUUACUUGGCUUUGUUUUGUUUUAAUAAGACUCUGAAGCAUGGGCAAUCGAAAUUUUGGAAGGAAGGCACCAUUGUCUGAGGAAUUGCUUUUUGAGCCCUGUCAUAACUUACCAGUAACACAAGCCACACUGCAGCACAGCUCUGAUUCCUUCAUCCUGAGUCCCAGUUUGCUCGUGGAUAGGUCCCAGUCGUUGGCCCUCACAUAAUGGGCUCCUGAAAAAGCCAAAGGGCUGUAAAGUUGGGUUUCUCAGCAAUUUUCUUAAAAAUUUCUGGGGACUUUUGCCCAUUACCUGCCUCAUCAGGUCAUUCAGGGGCGUGACAGAAGGAACGUGAUAUUUUCCUGUUAUGUGUACUUUCCACAUUUGAUACCAUCUACCAUGUUCCUGAGAAAGCAGCGGCUUCCCGUGUAACAGUGAAUAAUUGUGACUUACCUUUACACCCAGUCACUUGCUGAGGUGCAGAGGGAUGUAGGGCGAUGCCUGACAUCCUGCAGUAGCUUUGUCCUAGAAUAGAGCCAGUUUAUGGGCACCGUUGAGUGUCAGGUAUUUACUUAGUGACACGAAGUGCUAAGAGCCAUUGGCAUAAACUCAUCUCAUUAGUGGACUUGUAUUCAAAACAUAUUUAAUUGGGAGAAUAGAGUAAAAGGCACACAUCUUCAAAGUUAACUAAUAAUUAACUGACGUGUAUAUGAUCUCUUUCCUUUGAUUCCCUGUAUUCCGUACAAAUCGUGGUGAUGGAUUAGAUGGUGUCUGUACUAACUAGGCUCUGGAAGUUGUCUGUUCAAACCUUCUUCAUUUACAAAUGGCACUGCCGAAGCCCACCCCGUCUGAGUGGGAUGUUGAUGUUCCUGGCCUUAGUUUAGAAAUGGACAUUGGAAUUGGUCCUCAACUCACCACUCGUUCCAAGAGAUGUCGUCUGGUGAUGGGUGUGUCUUGAAAACACUGUUAAACAUUCAGGUGUUUGGGCCAGAAUUUUUUUUGAAGAUUUUAUGGCUAGGGAGCAUGUUGACAUGCUGAUUUCACAGAACUUUAGGAAAACAACUAGUCUCACUGUUAUAUACCAUCCUGUCCCUCAAGAGCCUGUUGACUUUCACGUUUCUGAGCAGACUAGUCAUACUUUUCAUUUCAUUUUACUGCAGCUAGAGAGGGAGAAAAUAUCAUCCUGUUAUUUUCUGCACAGUAGUUUUCCUUUCAUUGACAAGAAGUAGGCAAACAAUCAACAAUAAACAAGACAAGGAUGUCUGCAGUAUAAAAAUAAAAUGGCCAGUGGAGUCGUGCGGCGGUAGAGCUGAAUGAAAUCUUAGAUAAAUUUUCAGGGUCCUAAGUCAGGUCUGGGGGUCCCUCGCAGAGGGCUCCCAGUGCGAUAGUCCUUGGCUAGGCUUUGGUGAAUGGUCUGUAGAUUGGUGAGCAGAUGUCACACAUACAGGUGGAGUAGACAAUAAAUCUUUAAUCUGUCUGGAGUACAAAUGAGAAUUCAUAGAAGUGGUUGGGAUUCGGAAGGUCUUGAAAUGUCACGGGGCCCAGCCUUUCUUACCUGUCACCCCUGACUUCAGUACUGAGAGUCUGACUCAGUCUCGUUGUCCUGAAAUUGUUGUAUGAAAUUGAACAAAACCACAUGAAUAGGUUUAAUGAAUAGUCGGCCUAUUUUACUUGUCAAUUUCAGUUGUUAAGACUAUCGGAAAAGUCAGUCUGAAGAACUGUAAUAAAAAUCACUCUUUUGAAAGAGAAUCUACUGUUCGUCCAUGUUGAAUAGCAGUGUUAGUUUUUAUAAAUGAGGAAAUGCUUUAUGUUUCUCAGACUGCAAUAAACUUCCCAGGGCUGUGUUUUUAGUAGGAAGUAGAGGUCCUGUGAGCUGGGAUAUUCAUUCUGACAUUUUCAUCCAUCCCCAAGUCAGCUUUGAGGCACACCAAAGGAUGAAGUCUCUGCGAUUCAGGGACUUGUCCUGGCCUAGUGCUGCGCACCUGAAGGCUGAUCAGGUCCUUUCACUGCCAACUCAGUCAUAGUCUUGUGCCUUUUACACCUUAUAGUUUAUUGAGUAAUGAAAUGAUCGCUAAUCAUUUGGAGUCUUUAGUCUCAACAUCAACUCUUGUUCUGAGUGAGGCAUUUCCUGGAAUGUGUCCUCAUGGUAAAGGAGGUCAGAUCCACAGGGUGGGUGGUCAGAAUGGCACAUCCUCUGCCUUGGGUGCAGGGGAAUAAAACUGAGAUAAAAGGGUUGCACAAAUAGAUCAUUAUAGCCAAAGUUUUGGGGUCAGAUGAUGGCUAAUGUACUGAAUCUGUGUUGGCAGUAAACAUGUCUGUAUAACGAAGUAAGGAAUGAGAAAGGAGAGUCUGUCUGUGGGUUGUGGCUCCUUAAGCCCACCAUUCACCUGGCAGACCUCUGAUUUGCCUUCUGUUUGCCUGGUGUGCGCAUGAAGCAUUCGUUAAUGUCGUUCCCUGUCUGAGGCGUGGAGUGAAGAGUGGCUAAGUCUGUUGCAUAUUUAAUAGGCAGCUAGCCAUGGUUAUUAAUAAAUGUGAUAAUAACAGUCUGGAUUUGCAUAGUGUUCCUGAGAAGAUUGACGAGGAAUGGCAGAGGUUCUGGCUUAUUUGUCAGGCUGUGCUCUGGCCUUGUGCUGUUCCCAACCACCAAACUCUCCACAGAUCUGGUGACACACUCUAAGCACCAAGUGAUGUGAGUGAUUUGCUCACACUGUUCACGUUGUUUUCAUUUAUUCAUGUACAGUUUCUCUUUGUGUGUCUGUGUGUGUGUGUCUGUGUGUGCAGAGGUCAGAGGUCAGCCUCAUGGGUCAACCUCAUACAGCAUCCACCUGGUUGUCUGAGACUGGGUCUCUUGCUUGCCUGGAACUUGCAGAGAAGGCUAGUCUGCUUGAGUCUGUUUCUCCCUUCCCAGAGCCAAGACGGCAAGUGCAGCUUUUAUACACGAUGGCUGGGAACCUGCACUCAGGUCCUCGUGCGCGCAUCAUGGCAAGUACUUCACCGACUUUGCCGUCCUCCUAGUUUCAGUUUGCUUUUGAUCUUUCUCAUGAUCACACUCUUAACUUUUGACUUGUGGAGAAGUAGAAACUUGGAAGAUACAAACCCAUCUGACUUCAAGUUAGGCAAGAGGCUGACUUGUGAAGCUGGGCAUCUUUGCUUUUUAGAUAAAACUUGAUAAUGAACUCCUCCCUUCCCCCUCUCCCCAGAGGUCUGAGACAGGAGAGCAGGCUGACACAUCCCUUUCUGGGCCACCUUGGGUUGCAGUCUGUCAUUGGGCCAAGCCACUUGGUUGUGCUUAAACUUCCAGUCUGUGAAAUUUUGACUCUGAAAAGUAAUUUCAACAAUUUAAUAAACUAUAUAAUAUGUUUUAUAAGCUGGAGCGAAUGAUCUUAAGUAUUUUGGUCUCUUUCAUAACACAAUGAAGCUAAUAUUGGUAAAAAUACAGAUCUUCUCUCAUGCCAUAAAGAGAAGCGAGAUUUAAUAAGCAUUUAUAAGCACUGGCAGCUGCCUAUCAGAUUGUAUAACUUGGGCUCCAGCAUGCGGAGACAGUGUCAACUUAAAUUUUAUCUCCCCAGUAUUUUCAACACGUUUAUUUUGCCUCUCUCUCCAGUCCCUAACCUAAUAUAAGUAAUGUAAUUGGCCGAAUAUUUUCCACAUAGCUAAUUGGCUAACGGCCAGUGAUAUAAGCCAUUGUCUGGCUUGAUGAAGAUCAGAAAUUAACAUGACAUUUUCAUGGAGGUAAUAGAAUAUAUUAGUGAUGCAUUCAUUCAGCAUGGCCAGUGUCCAUCCUUUCUUGCCCAUGAGCAGAGGCAGGAUAGUCAUGAACAACCCUCUGGCCUCACAGCAGUGGGCAGCCAGCCCGUGUCCAAUGUGCAGUUACCUCCUUCAGAUAGAGCUAUGAAGCACGUGAAUGAAUUAUUCCGUUUGUGAAUUAAAAGAGAAAACCCACCGACUACUAUUGUAAGAUUAAAUUCCAAUUAGAAGAUUGCAUUUAAUUCAGAAGCUGUAACGUUGUUUUAAUGAAUUCUGUUGGAGGCGACAGUUUAUGUGGAAUAAAUUUAUAUGCUGUAGGUAGAUAUAAAUUCAUUGGAUAAUGUUAAACAUGUUACUUCAUAUAUAUUAGCUGUGAAAUUUAUUUCUCUCUAGUUAUGUCCCCAAGGAGGUGGCGUCAGAGGGAAAAACAUAGCUUCAAAGAAAGAACCCUUUCUGAUACUUGCUCUGAAACAGCCAUUUCUCACUCUCAUUUUUUAAAAAAAAAAAUUGUUAAAUUUCUGCAUUAACUAAAUUUAUGAUUCUUGCUAUCUGCUAUUUAUAAAAUUGAAUAUAGGUUUUUAUGAUAUAGGAAAUUAGGCUAGGAAUCAGAAUAUGACCCAACUUUGUAAUAAAGGUGAUCUGCAUUUAUAUUGCAGGUACUUCCCAUUCCUCUCUGAGCCCCUUGUGGGAUUAUAUAAGCAUUUUCCUGGACAUACUAAUUUGCUUUAGAAUAAACUUUUAAUCUAUCGGGUAGCUUUUGUUCGUUUCGCACCUAGACACACUUCUUGCCUGAAUCAAGGAUGGUGAACAUUCUUAACACAGGAUUUGAUCAUUUCCUUUCCAUUCCCACGCUUGGGGCAGACACUGAAGGUCUAAGUCUCUAAGAAUUUUCCACCUUCAAUCUUGUAGGUUAUCAGUUCACCGUUCGUGGUAUCAGUGGCACCAUCGUUUAUAAAGCAAGUAGCUUUAGGGAAGUCUUUCCAGUUGACCUUUAUAUGCCCAGUUCACCCUUAUCUGGUACACAGUCACUGAAAGUUCAUGUUUCUUAUGUCAGUAAAAGAAUCCUAUAUAUGAGGACCAGGGAACUGGCUAAACAUUAGGUAGUGGAGGCGCUAUCCAUGCAAGCCUGAGUUCAGUUCCUGGAACCCACCUUAAAAGCUGCAUGUUGUGCCCUACCUCUGUACUCUUAGCAUUCAUUCCUACAGUGAAAUGGGAGACUAAGGUAUAGUUGCUUGAAAGCUUGCAGGCCAGCUACUCUGGUGUAUAAGAUCAGAAGCAGCUAGAGAAGGGCUGCCUCAACAGUAUCGAAAGUGAGAACCAACCCUCGAAGUUUCCUGACCUCCAUGAAUGUGCCCUGGCAUACUCAAAUGUUGACGGUAUUGAUAUGGGGUACUUAAUAUAGAAAUGUGUAAGUAUACAUGUAUAUAUGUAUACAUACACACAGAUACA